Messenger RNA from Pyrus x bretschneideri (Chinese white pear), 1869 nucleotides. RefSeq names its product RNA polymerase II C-terminal domain phosphatase-like 4. The record is from RefSeq and is a predicted model, not a curated record. Lineage: Eukaryota; Viridiplantae; Streptophyta; Magnoliopsida; Rosales; Rosaceae. Gene Ontology annotation, cellular component: nucleus. Gene Ontology annotation, molecular function: RNA polymerase II CTD heptapeptide repeat phosphatase activity. The transcript has 10 exons. Bases 234 to 1586 code for a protein of 450 amino acids.
GGAAAAAUAUAAUCCAAAACAAAAAACGUGACUAUACAAUACUGUACCUAAGAAUGUAUUAGUCGGGUGUUUCGUCUCGUUCUCUCGGUCUCGUUUCUCGGUCUGCCUCUCUCACGCGUCGAUCUGCAACCUCACUCCCGUUGCCAUCGCAAUCCCAGUUUUGUCACCAACGCAUCAUCCAACACUCUCGCCAAGCUUUCGUUCUCGCACCCAAAUUUGAAUUCUUCGUCGCGAUGAGUAUUGCCGAUUCACCACUACACUCGUCUAGCAGUGACGACUUUGUUGGGUUUCUUGAGAGUGCCCUGGAUUCUAGUUCUCCGGGGUCCUCACCGGAUGAAGAAGCUGAUGAUGACUGUGACGUCGAGAUUGAUAGUAAUAGUGCAAAGAGGCGUAAGGUAGAGUUUGGAAGCACUGAGGAAAUUCCUGGGUCGACUUCAGAAGUUUUUGUAGAAGAACACUCAGAAGCAUCCACGAAGGAGGACAUUUGUACUCAUCCUGGUUCAUUUGGAGAUAUGUGUAUCGUCUGUGGGCAGCCGGUGGAUGACAACUCUAGUGUGAUAUUUGGGUACAUACACAAGGGAUUAAGGCUUAAUAAUGAAGAAAUUGACCGGUUACGCAAAACAGACAUUAAGAAGUCGUUGCGCCAUAAGAAGCUUUACUUGGUCCUUGAUCUGGAUCACACACUGCUUAAUUCUACCCAUCUGAAUCAUAUGUCAGCUGAUGAGGAAUAUUUACAUGGUCAAAUAGAUUCUCUGCAAGAUGUUUCAAAAGGUAGCCUAUUCAGAGUAGACAUUAUGCAUAUGAUGACCAAGUUGAGGCCCUUUGUUAGGACAUUUUUAAAAGAGGCUAGUGAAAUGUUUGAGAUGUACAUAUACACAAUGGGUGAACGAGCUUAUGCGCUGGAAAUGGCUAGGCUGCUUGAUCCAAGGAAAGAAUACUUUGGGGAUAGGGUUAUAUCACGUGAUGAUGGUACCCAAAAACAUCAAAAAGGUCUAGAUAUUGUGCUUGGACAAGAUAAUGCAGUUGUGAUCCUUGACGAUACAGAAAAUGCCUGGACAAAGCACAAGGACAAUUUAAUAUUGAUGGAAAGAUAUCAUUUCUUCAGUUCGAGCUGUAAACAAUUUGGGUUUCGCUGUAAAUCCCUUUCUGAGUUGAGAAGUGACGAAAGUGAACCUGAAGGAGCUCUUAUAACUGUUCUCGAAGUUCUUAAGCGAGUCCACAACAUGUUCUUUCAUGAAUUGGAGGAUAAUCUUGUUGAAAGAGAUGUGAGACAGGUGUUGAAAACUGUUAAGAAGGAUGUGUUAAAGGGGUGUAAAAUUGUUUUCAGCCACGAAUUUCCUUCGAAUGUCGAGGCUGAGAAUCAACCUCUCUGGAAGAUGGCAGAGCAGUUGGGAGCCUCUUGUUCGACACAAGUGGACCCAUCGGUGACACAUGUGGUUUCAGGAGAUGCUGGCACAGAGAAGUCUAAAUGGGCGGUCAAAGAGAAGAAGUUUUUAGUUAAUAAACAGUGGAUUGAAGCUGCAAACUAUAUGUGGCAAAAGCAAGCUGAAGAGAAGUUCCCAGUCAAGCAAAUGAAAACCACAUGAUCUAUUCUUGCAGCAGCACUAACUUCAUCCUUUUUGUGCAUAGUUUGAGAUACUAAUCACUCCUCUCGUUUCGUUCAGUGUUGUCCUUACACCACUGGUCUCGUAUUUGAGGUGGAACUUAAUUUUGAAUCGUUCAUUACUUUUAAACAGAAGACGAUUACUGACUAGGUGAAGGAAAAUUUGAUAGCGGAUUGAAUUUUUUAUGUUUGUUUCGGAAGUAGGAUACCGAACUUGUAUGUAGGAUAUGGUUGCAGAUUUAUGACAUAGUAGAAGAUGUUCUGGA